Messenger RNA from Stomoxys calcitrans (stable fly), 1129 nucleotides. RefSeq lists its product as uncharacterized. Lineage: Eukaryota; Metazoa; Arthropoda; Insecta; Diptera; Muscidae. The transcript is spliced from 4 exons. The record is from RefSeq and is a predicted model, not a curated record. The coding region runs from base 164 to 1129 and encodes 321 amino acids.
UGCCAAAAGCGACUAACUCGGCUCAGAUGUUUUCUGUGCGCGUUAUCGAUGGCGAAGGCUGAUGGGAGUACUUUAACGGACGGGGCCGAUCAACAGCUCAACUCAAUUCAACUCCUUAGAACUUGGCAGAGGGGGUCUACUACAGCAGCAGAGACAAGCGAGCAUGCCAGCCCAGCAGAAUCUGCAGAGCACACAUGACUCGAGCAUGACACACAUGUGUCCAGCAGAGUUAUUGGAUAUGAAUAGGGGUAAGCAUUUAAGAAAUAUUUGCAUGGAUUGCUGGAGUCGCCUAUUUGAAUUUCAUUCAUAUCAGCAAAUGGUUUUAACUGCCCAAAGAAAACUAUCACUGGCUUAUAAAUCUUCAAUGAACUUUGGUGAAACCCACAUGGAAGUUAUAGAUGUAGAAGAAAGUCAUGAUGGAAAUGCAGAGAGAUCAAAAGAUACAUCUAAACAUAAACAACAAAAAACCACUAAGAGAUAUCAUGAGCCCGCAGAGACAAUUCAAAAUAGCAAGUUGGCUAAAACACAAGAUUAUCAAGUCAUAUUGUCCUCAUUCGACAACAGUUACUCUCACCUAUGCUGCAAUCCUAAUGAAAUUGAAAUAUCAAUGGAAACAUCCAGCUUAGAUGCUUCUCAAAAUAAUGAUUCUAGCUCUAAAACUUAUGGUAAAAAGGCUACAAAUCUAAACAUUAAUGCUUUAUCAACUACAAAUGCAUCAACAAGACCUCAAGAUUCUGAUAACUCAGUUAAGGCUUUGCAUGGUUCUCAAUGUCAGCCUAGAAAAUCUAAAGAUCCAUUUUCUCACAAGUCUGAAAAACAUUCUAACCCUGAUUGUUGUAUUUUAUCAUCGGAAGAUUCCGAUAAUUCCUUAGGCGACUUUGAAGAGUUUGAUGAUCUCAUAGGGUUCUUUGAAGGCGGAGAGUUUGAAAAUGCCAGUGAUUUAAGUAUGGAGUCCCAAGUUCCUGGUGGAUCAAAUAAAUCGUCUUUGCUAAAGACAAAUCCACUAAGUUUUGGAACAAAGCUUGCAAGAAUAUUUCAGUUUUCCUCCGUGUGCCGCCUGGUGUUCUUUCCAGGCCAAAAGUGUCUGAUAGACUUUAUCGCAUCUGGUGCACUUAUGAAAUCUCGCUAA